AAAAGAACACAACGAGGCAACAAGUAACCUCUGAGCACGGAGUCUGAGGCGCGCGGUGUCUAAUCCGACGUCGUUUUGGUUGUGUUCUAUGUCAGUGCUGUGCUUGCGUUUGGGACAUGGCGGAAACAACCUCUGCUUUGGUUUCUUCUCCUUCGGGUGAUUCGAAUUGGAGAGAGAACAAGUUGUGGAAAGGCACGUUUGCGGUCUCCGGAAUCAUGCUCACCCUCGUUACCUAUGGCGUAUUGCAGGAAAAGAUCAUGAGAGUCCCUUAUGGGGUGAACAAGGACUACUUCAAAUAUUCUCUUUUUCUUGUUUUCUGCAACCGAAUCACAACGUCUGCUGUUUCGGCGGGUGCUUUACUGGCAAGCAAAAAGGCAUUGGAUCCUGUAGCUCCCAUUUAUAAGUAUUGUCUUGUGUCAGUGUCAAACAUACUGACCACAAGUUGUCAGUAUGAGGCCCUCAAAUAUGUUAGUUUUCCUGUUCAGACUCUUGCAAAGUGUGCUAAAAUGAUACCAGUUAUGGUCUGGGGCACUAUCAUAAUGCAGAAGAGAUAUCGAGGACCUGACUAUUUGUUGGCCUUUGUAGUAACUCUUGGCUGCUCAGUGUUCAUCAUGUAUCCCGCAGGGACCGACAUAAGUCCAUAUGGUAGAGGAAGAGAAAAUACUGUUUGGGGCGUUUUGCUAAUGAUGGGUUAUCUUGGGUGUGACGGCUUUACAAGCACAUUCCAAGAUAAGCUGUUUAAAGGCUAUAACAUGGAGAUACAUAAUCAGAUAUUCUAUACUACUUUGUGUUCUUGUGUUCUUAGCCUGACAGGUCUUAUCAUACAAGGACAUUUAUUACCAGCAAUAGAGUUUGUUUAUAUUCACAAGGAUUGUUUCUUUGACAUUGUAUUGCUUUCUACCGUUGCAACAGCUAGUCAAUUUUUUAUUUCCUACACAAUUCGCACAUUUGGUGCUCUAACAUUUGCUACUAUAAUGACAACAAGACAGUUAGUAAGCAUUAUGCUAUCAUGUGUGUGGUUUGCCCAUCCUCUUAGCUGGGAACAGUGGAUUGGAGCUGUAAUUGUCUUUGGCGCCAUUUAUGCCAAAAGCUUCAUGAGAAAAGCACCUGAAAAGACAACCUCUUCUGUAGAACAAUCUGUACAAAAUGGAAAUUCAAAUAACUUAAAGGAGAACCCAUGAUGAUGGAGGCCAAUGCCUUUGCUGACCUGUCACGGUACAGCUUCAGUUUUGACAGAGACAACCCCUAAUUUGGCAUCCCAAUGAUAACAAUGAAGAACAUGAUAGGAGCUUAACCCCUCAUUUUUUGAUAGGGGAGAUCAAUAAUUGUGAUCAAAGCCAAAAGAAUGUUUAUAAAUUGAAACAUGUUUCAAUGUGUUUGCUCAAGCAAGGUUGUUUCUUGGUUGUGUUUUGUUAAGGACAGGACAGAAGGCUUGUGCUAAUUUCUGGGGUCGUCAUUCAGUCAGCACCAAGGGAAUUUUUGUUCUUAAGGUUUUAACCAGAGAGGAAAGAUUUCGGAAGACACAAAAAACUAAUUCGGAUAUAUUCUUAUUAUGAGCAUUAUAAUCAUAAUUGAAUUUUUAUGCAGUUGUGUUUA
Molecule: messenger RNA, 1596 nt
Organism: Cajanus cajan (pigeon pea)
Lineage: Eukaryota; Viridiplantae; Streptophyta; Magnoliopsida; Fabales; Fabaceae
Product: UDP-N-acetylglucosamine (UAA) transporter family
Biological process (GO): transmembrane transport; 3'-phosphoadenosine 5'-phosphosulfate transport
Cellular component (GO): Golgi membrane; endoplasmic reticulum membrane
Molecular function (GO): 3'-phosphoadenosine 5'-phosphosulfate transmembrane transporter activity
Source: RefSeq, a predicted model, not a curated record